Molecule: messenger RNA, 3872 nt
Organism: Lepidothrix coronata (blue-crowned manakin)
Lineage: Eukaryota; Metazoa; Chordata; Aves; Passeriformes; Pipridae
Gene: SRSF11
Product: serine and arginine rich splicing factor 11
Exons: 12
Coding region: 2598-3872 (424 amino acids)
Biological process (GO): RNA splicing
Cellular component (GO): nucleoplasm
Molecular function (GO): RNA binding
Source: RefSeq, a predicted model, not a curated record
UGACUUGUUUAAUGGCCCACGGAGCCACCUUUGGUGGGGUUUCAUUCCUGUCUAGUACAAAAAACCCAGCGUUAGUCCAAUGUCAAACACUCAAAUAUCUCCAUCCUGAAACCCUUGGUAUGUUGCCUUUGGCCCCUGGGCUCAAUGAUUUCAUUCACCUCAUGAAAGUGGGAGGUUUUGUGUGUCUUAAAGUUUAGAAUAAUAACAUUUUAGGCAGAAUUGUUUGCAAAUUUUGCUCUGUAUCUGUCUCAAUGAGACAUUUCCCAAACAGACUUAAAUGCAAACAGGUCAAUAUUUUAAGCAACUUUUGCCUUAAUAAUUAAGCAUUUACUACUUUCACUCUCUUCAUGAGAAUGGUUUGUCCCUCCCUGGAGUGCAUGGGAGAGGAACUAGCAUUCCUCUGGGAUAUGCUGUCACUGCAUUUAUUUGGGAACAUCCCAAAAAGGCCCUCACUCUCCUUGUGGAGUCCAAUAUACCAAGGGUUUGAAUAAUUAUGGUUUAAUUCAAAAGUGAUAUCUUCCAAGAGGUGCCACAUGGGCACUGGUCCUAGUUUUUUAUUCCAAGUUUUCUUGUUCAUCCUUGAUAUAUUUAAUAGAAUUUUGCUAAAUAAUAAACUCUUCUCUCUGUUAUUUGUGUGUGUGAUUUUUGUAGUGGAGAAGGCAAAUGCAAAGCCCUUCCAGAUGACUGAAAAACAGUGGGUCCUCUGCAGCUACAGGGGAUUCUAGCCAUUAACUAAAGGCCAGCAAGCACUCAAGUCCCCAAGUGUUUUCCUGGUGUAACCACUUGUUAACUACAUUUUCUCUUCUUCUUUUUAUUUUUACAUUUUAGGGUGUUACAGUAAUUUGAAAGGCAAUGAGCAGGGUUUUUGGAACUUACCUUAAAAGCAAAGUGCUGAGAAGACACCUCUUCUUACAGAAGUCUUAUUAAACUCUUCUAGACUUGCUUUAGAAGUAACUGAUUUCCAUUGUACUUGUACUUUUCUUGAUUUACUUCUGGGAAAGCUUGAAUUUAAUAAAAUCUUGCAGAUUAAGUUUGGUACAUGACCUGGGGUCAGACCUGUAAUCAAGACACUGUAAUGCUGUAGCUGUCUCUUAAAGCCUGGGGAGCUGUCUUAUCUUAUCUUUGUAUUCCUGAAGCUUAAAAGAUAUGAAAUUUAAACUUAACAGAUAAAACUUAAUCCCUGGAGUGUAGGAAUGUGCAGUGUGGCCUUUGAGCUGUGCUGCUUUCUGAGGGUACAGAACCCCCCCUGCAAUGGAGUUACUGCUCCUGCUGCCACUAGUUGAGGUGUAAUAGCAGAGCUGAAAGGCAUCUUGUCCUUGUCUGUGUGUUAAAUACAGCACCAGUCCAGCUGAGUUAGUGCUGGAAUAUUCUCCAAGGCCCAUGUGAAUAAUGUCAGUGUUUAACUCUUCCUACAAGGAUAAAACCACUUUUCUCCUGGUCAGUCUCACUUUGUCCACUGUGGAUAAAUCUGGCACACAGAGAAACCUGCCCAGUAGUUUUGCUUGAGAUUGUGUAAAGAAAAUCAAAUUAUUAAAGCAGAAUAUUGUAAUGGGCCUGUUAAAUCAAGGAGUUCCUCGUGGGCUGUACCUUGUGGUGUUUGAGCAGUUCAGAAUUUGAUGGUUUUGGCAUAUCACAAGAGAUAUGUUCAGCCAAUAAAGUAUUGCCCCUGGUUUGGUAAUCCCAUGGUUCUGUCCCUGAGCUGGAGAACAGUUUUCCCUUAAAAUUCAGACUGCCAGGGUCCCAGUUGAACAAACUGAGCACCAAACAGCAAGUUUAAAACCCCAGUGACACUGCUCAUGUGCUUAAAGCCAGGCGUGUGCUGAACUACUGUGAACGGGGCCCUCCUCUCUCAGAUUUUUACUGUGCUGAUUAAUCUGUGUCAAUAUUGCCUGUCACUAAAGCAAAUGUUUAUUAUCUGUUCAGUGAAAUAAUUCCCCCCCUGUCCCAAGUUUUAGCUCACACAGACACUUUGGUGGUGGCUGUUGCUUUGUGUUAUAGAACUAUACACAAAGGCUACGGUAAGGUUUAGUAUUUGUCAUUUUCUCUGGGCUAUUCCUGGAUUUGGAAGGAACUCUUAAGGUUAAAGAUGGCUGGGGGGGGUGUUUAGGUUCUUUGGUUAAUGUUUGUUUCUUUUGUCUGUUUCUUUUUCUUUCAUUUCUACACAUUCAUGCAGUAUUUCAUGGUUCUAACAAAGCAGCAGUAAAAAAAGCUCUUGAAGCAUGAAAAUUAACUGUUCUUUUCCCUGGUUCAGCCUGAACUAUAUACCAGGCCCUGCUGAAAAUACCACCCAACAGUUUUCUUCUGCAGCUUAUCCAGUUUCUCUUAAGUGCCCUGUACAUAUUUGAAGCAGCCGACACGAGUCGUUGUUCAUAAAACAGCUUUUGAAAGUUGAGAGCACACCCCUGGAGAACCGACUGUGCUUGCUUACGUUUGGUUCAUGACUUAAAAAUCGAGUACAGGUGAUGAAACCUUGGCAGUGUUAACAAAAAAGUAGUGUGUAUUGUGCUAUUUUUUUGCUCUAGAAACUUAACCUUUUGUAGAGAAAAAGGAACAGUCAAAUUUUCACCCAUUGAAGUUGCAUUCUGACAAAAAAGUUAAUGCUAAAUAUUAAUAGCCAUCAAGCUUUGUAUUUUAGCCAACAUAAGUACUUUCAACAAACUCAGGUGGUGUAUCAGGGAGACUUUGCUGGGUGUAUUUGUGUAUUUUCUGCCUCUGGGAUGGGAUGCACUCUAAUGCCAGGCUGUUUCUCUGCAGGAGUCAUUCCUGAUGAGACUAAGGCUUUGUCUCUCUUGGCACCAGCUAAUGCAGUGGCUGGGCUGCUGCCCGGAGGUGGACUGCUGCCCACUCCCAACCCACUCUCUCAGAUUGGUGCUGUUCCUUUAGCUGCUUUAGGAGCUCCUGCUCUUGAUCCUGCCCUUGCUGCUCUCGGGCUUCCUGGAGCAAACCUAAACUCUCAGUCUCUUGCAGCAGAUCAGCUCCUAAAACUGAUGAGCACAGUGGAUCCAAAGUUGAACCAUGUGGCUGCAGGUCUUGUCUCCCCGAGUCUGAAAUCAGAUACCUCCAGUAAAGAAAUAGAGGAAGCAAUGAAGAGGGUCCGAGAAGCACAGUCCUUAAUCUCUGCUGCUAUAGAGCCAGACAAAAAAGACGAAAAAAGAAGACAUUCAAGGUCGAGGUCACGCUCGAGGAGGAGGAGGACACCUUCUUCAUCCAGACACAGACGGUCCAGAAGCAGAUCAAGGAGAAGGUCCCAUUCCAAAUCCAGAAGUAGGAGGCGAUCCAAAAGCCCCAGGCGAAGGAGAUCUCAUUCCAGAGAGAGAAGCAGGAGGUCCAGGAGCACAUCCAAAACCAGGGAUAAAAAGAAGGAAGAGAAAGAAAAGAAACGUUCUAAAACUCCCCCCAAAAGCUACAGCACAACCAGACGAUCCAGAAGCACAAGCAGAGAAAGACGGCGCAGGAGGAGCCGGAGUGGAACACGGUCACCCAAAAAGCCCAGAUCUCCCAAACGGAAAAUGUCCCGGUCCCCGUCUCCAAGAAGGCAUAAAAAGGAAAAGAAGAAGGAUAAGGACAAGGAGAGGAGCAGAGAUGAGAGGGAGCGGUCAACAAGCAAGAAAAAGAAAAGCAAAGACAAGGAGAAGGAUCGAGACCGGAAAUCCGAGAGCGACAAGGACGUGAAACAGGUCACAAGGGACUACGACGAGGAGGAGCAGGGCUACGACAGCGAGAAGGACAAGAAGGAGGAGAAGAAACUGGCAGAGGCCUCUUCCCCAAAGGGGAAGGAGCCUGGGGCCGAGAAGGGCAGUGGGGACCUCGGCAGGGAAUCCAAAGUGAACGGGGAUGACCACCACGAGGAGGACAUGGACAUGAGCGACUGA